AUGAAGAUACAAAAGCCCAUCCUGCCUGGCAUCAUAUACACCAAGGGCAUCAAGGAUGGUCACAACAGUCUCUAUGUGGCCAUGGCAAUGUACCUGUUCCAGGACCAGAACCGGGCUUUGGAGGUAAAGAACAGGGCUAGCAAGUACUUCAAAGAGAACCCUGACUUGUUUCUUGAAGUCAGUCAUCCCCUCGGCAGUGAUUCUAGGAUCAAGCAUCUUGUGGCUACCUUUCAUGGCACUGCAGCUAAGGACAAGAUCAUGAUGGAGGCUGUAGCAGGUCACUUCAAGCAGUCCAUCAUGGUAAUCAGCAAGGUGGAGGACAAGUGGCAAGGCAUUGUUCUGCCUGCUGGAGGCAAAGGUCCUUAUGCAGGCCUAAUCUACAUCCCAGAGAGGAGGCAAUUUGAGCUGGCAUUCCCUGCUGCUUGA
Messenger RNA from Ceraceosorus bombacis, 426 nucleotides. The record is from the annotation of a GenBank genome assembly. Lineage: Eukaryota; Fungi; Basidiomycota; Exobasidiomycetes; Ceraceosorales; Ceraceosoraceae.